This is a messenger RNA of Rasamsonia emersonii CBS 393.64, 939 nucleotides long. RefSeq lists its product as uncharacterized. The transcript is spliced from 3 exons. Lineage: Eukaryota; Fungi; Ascomycota; Eurotiomycetes; Eurotiales; Trichocomaceae. The coding region runs from base 1 to 939 and encodes 312 amino acids. The record is from RefSeq and is a predicted model, not a curated record.
AUGGAGCCCCAGAGCGAAGCUGUUAACCGUAUCCUCGCCGGAAUCGAAUCGGUGGAUGGACUCACAAAGGAGAUCCUUGCGAAACUGCAAGCGGAACACGCGGGGCGAGUUGAUCGUUCUGACUACGAAAGAUGGAGCGAAAAGCUCGAAUGCUAUGGCGUCGAAUAUGAUGCCCAGUCGGCAAGACUGAUCAUCAAAGGCCAUCCCCACCCCGCGCAUCAAGGACCAUGUGUAAUCAUGAGCCCCUGGUUUCAUCAAGUCGCAAGCAGUCUGUCUGUACAUGGGAGCCAUUUUGUCCCUGCUGGAGCUCAAAGUAUCGACCUCUCUGGCCCGUACGAAGGAUCCGAAAAGGCGCCCGAUGAUUGCAUUCUAUGUCCCUUGACGGGGUUCCCUCUCAUUGUCCUGGAGGUGGGAAACUCAGAAACUAUGGCAGACCUCUUUAGGGACGCGGAGCAUUGGUUAAACGGCACCCUUGGAGUAACUGAGUUGGUCAUUUUGAUCAAUAUCAAACAGAAACGGCCUCCAUGCACCUUGGACCCCUCCUGCUCCUCUUCUUGGGGUCUGACCCCAGACCAGAUCCGAAACAUCGGCAGUGUUACCGCCCUGUCCAACCACAUAGUCCGGUGGUAUCGGGAUCAGAAUAUCCCUUUUGUGGAGAAAUGUAAAGCAGAUGUGUACUUUUGUUCAAAGGCCAACCCACGUCCAGGCCAGCCCAUUUGGUCUUGUGACUUGUCGCCCGACGAUGAUGAGGAGUCUGAUGGGGGAACUUUUGUAUCCCUUCACGAGUUCCUGACAGAGGACCAUCAGCUGUGUCUACGCGGAGUUCGAGUCCCGCUACCAUUCAACCAGAACUUCCAGACUACCAUGAAGACAUUUCUUCAACACGAGGAAAGAAAGAAAGCUGUUCAGAGAGCCAGGAAGAAGUUUGCCGAACUUUGA